UGUUUUACUUUGGCAGCAACUUAAACAACUGAGUCAAAUUAACACUUAAAUUCAAAACACAUAAAUCCAAGAAGGUGGUCAGUCUUCUUUUUUCAGUCUAAAAAUUGGAGCGCUUACUUGUCACACAUUUACUGAGGACUCGGACGGGGUGCGUGGACCUCGUGGCGGGGUAGGCGUGGGUCGAUGAUAGUGUAGGCGGGCAGGAUGACUGACAUCCAAAGGAGACAAACGAAGGAAGCACGGUAAGGAAGACUGGGGAGCGUGGAAGUGAUCCUCAGGUUGUGGACGGCUGGGGUGACAGCGAAGCAAGGUGACAGGAAAACAGGCGAGAAGGAAUCCCAAAAAGAGUUUGAUUACUGGAGGAUUUCCACACGAACCACGACUGACUCAUUACCACUGGCUCAGACAAUACUCUGACAACAGACGUCUACCACUCCGCUAUUUAACAAGUGUGUAGGGAAAUCCCGAAAGUCACAGCCUCGCCCGCCUGCUACAUAACGGGGAACCACAGCAAAACACGCGUGAAACAGAUGUAACAACAGACAGAUGUAGGGACCGGAUGCUUUAAAUGGCUCAAUGAAGAAUGCCAGGCUGCACAGCUCUCUUCCUCUCAGCAUUAACAGUGACUCUCUUCUGUGCUGUAGUCGGUCAGACUAAAUUCACUGUAAGUGCAGAACAGGAGGUCUACCGUGCAGAAGAAAACACUAACGUCACAAUGAUCUGGCUGCUCCAUUUUGACACCAACAGGCCUCCUGACUCCCUGCUAAUAGACCUAAUGAAUGUGAUAAGGACGACACAGAUUUUCUUCUAUAACAGUGACACUGACACUGAAGUGUACCCAGAUGAGAACUACAGAGGGCGACUACAUUGUGAUCCACGGCUAGCCAGGAAAGGAAGGCUUGAAUGUCUUUUAACCGAUGUAAGGCUUAACGACACGGGGACAUAUGACUGUAUGAUUGUCCUUAACAGAGAAAGUAGCUACAAAACAUGUGACCUCAAUGUUAAAGCUGCCUUCAAGAAACCUGUGGCAGAGACAUCAACACCAGUGAGGAGUGGGAGGAGCAGCCUAUAUGCAGUGCCAGCUUUGUUUAUAGUGGCGAUUUUUGUACUUUUUUGUAAAUAACUGCUGUGUAUUUAUGUGAAGUAGCAGCCCAUUACAGAUCACUCCUGAGGUCAGCUCUGACUGUAAUGAGGCUGCUGACAUUUUUUUUAAAGUACUGUCACAAUUCCUCAGAGCUGUACCACAGAGCAGUGCACACUUACAUCAUCCUUCACUCUCCCAUAUUUAACUCAAACUUAUGCACUUUUAUUCCCAAGUUUGUUUGUUUUUUUCAAUGAUUUUUCCAUUAUUUUUACACCCUGACUUGCUGCAUCCCAUGUUGUUAUGUUUAGACUAAAACAUGUGAAAAAGAGAAGUUUAA
Oreochromis niloticus (Nile tilapia) is the source of this 1421-nucleotide messenger RNA. RefSeq names its product programmed cell death 1 ligand 1. NCBI's taxonomy places the organism in Eukaryota, Metazoa, Chordata, Actinopteri, Cichliformes, Cichlidae. The transcript is spliced from 4 exons. The coding region runs from base 584 to 1123 and encodes 179 amino acids. Gene Ontology annotation, cellular component: external side of plasma membrane. The record is from RefSeq and is a predicted model, not a curated record. Gene Ontology annotation, biological process: immune response; positive regulation of T cell proliferation; negative regulation of T cell proliferation.